Messenger RNA from Labeo rohita (rohu), 2580 nucleotides. RefSeq names its product cathepsin A-like. Lineage: Eukaryota; Metazoa; Chordata; Actinopteri; Cypriniformes; Cyprinidae. Gene Ontology annotation, biological process: proteolysis. The transcript is spliced from 11 exons. The record is from RefSeq and is a predicted model, not a curated record. The coding region runs from base 94 to 1461 and encodes 455 amino acids. Gene Ontology annotation, molecular function: serine-type carboxypeptidase activity.
AAGUCAUAUGACAGUCAGAGAAAAGGAAACGCAAACAGGGUCGCAGGAGUCUUUAAGACUUGGGUCCGUGUCCGUGGUCCAUCAGACUGUGAAAUGUUUUCUCUGCGGGUCUUCUUCUGUUUUUUGUCCGUGUCUGUGCAUGUCGCGAGCGGCAUGUAUGAUCCAGAUGAGGUGCUGGAUCUACCAGGCAUGUCUUUUAAACCCAAUUACCGCCAGUGGUCAGGAUAUCUGAAGGCCAGUUCUGGCAAGUUUUUGCAUUAUUGGUUUGUGACGUCUCAGAGGGACCCGCUGAAGGACCCAGUCGUGCUGUGGCUGAACGGAGGGCCAGGCUGUAGCUCUCUGGAUGGGUUUCUAUCAGAGAAUGGCCCCUUUCAUGUCAAUGAUAAUGGAGCCACAUUGUAUGAGAAUGAAUUCAGCUGGAAUAAAAUUGCCAACGUCCUUUAUCUUGAGUCACCUGCUGGAGUGGGUUAUUCCUACUCAGAUGACCAAAAAUAUCAAACCAAUGAUGAUGAGGUGGCAGAUAACAACUACCUAGCUUUGCAAAGCUUUUUCAUCAAAUUCCCAAAUUUCACCCAGAAUGAGUUUUUCAUUUUUGGUGAGAGUUAUGGAGGCAUCUACGCACCAACACUCAGUCUGAGAGUUGCCACUGGAGGUAAACUUAAAGUGAACUUUAAGGGUUUUGCUGUGGGAAAUGGCAUUAGUAGCUUCGCACUAAAUGACCAAUCACUAAUCUACUUCGCCAACUAUCAUGGCCUGCUUGGAGAACAGCUGUGGAAGGAUCUGAAUGACAACUGCUGUCAAAAUGGAGUCUGUAAUUUCUACAACAAUUCUAAAGAGGCCUGCUCUGUUGUGGUAGCGCAUGCGUUUAAUAUAGUCUAUAACUCUGGAUUGAAUACAUACGCGCUGUAUCUUGACUGUGCUGGUGGUGUCACAUCUCAGAGAGCCAUGAAGCAUCUUUUCAGAAACUUUAGGAAGCAUUGGGAAGCUAAAAAGUUAGUAGGAAGUCCUCCAAAUGGAGUGCCUCCAUGCAUCAACAGCACCGCUCAGAUGAACUGGCUUAACCGAGGAGAUGUAAGGAAGGCACUGCACAUUCCUGAUGUACUACCACGUUGGGACAUCUGCAGUGAUGCUGUGGGAAACCAGUAUCACACCAUUUAUGAAACUGUGAAGGAUGUGUAUCAGAAGCUGCUGGCGUUGGGUCUGAGAGCUUUGGUCUAUAAUGGAGAUACCGAUAUGGCUUGUAACUUCCUUGGGGACCAGUGGUUUGUUGAACAGCUUGGACAGAAGGCGAGCACACUGUACAAACCCUGGAUUUCUGAUAACCAGAUUGCUGGAUUCUACCAGCAGUUUGGCAACAUCACUUUCCUCACAGUCAAGGGUGCCGGUCACAUGGUUCCUCAGUGGGCUCCUGGUCCAUCUUUCCAGAUGCUACAGAGUUUCUUGUCCAAUAAGCCUUAUUGAAUGUCCUCCGGACCAUGUCCUGUCUUAAAGCACUAAAUCAGAUUUUUAGAAGUGGUCUGUUUUUUAAGAAAACAGGUUUUAAGGAAAGUGUUGAAAUGUGACAUGAAGUUGCACAUGAAUUUUCUCAGGGACUGUUGGGUGUAUGCGUGUUAGCAUAUGUUUGGGAAUUUUGAAAUGCUUUUUAUUUUGGUAAAUGUUUGAAUCUUUGUUUAAAAAGAAUUUUUCCUCAAAGACUAGGGUUGGUUUUCAUAGUCAUGUUGAUCAUAACAAUCACAUAAUCCCAAAUAUAGGUACACUAUUUGAAAUAGUAUUAAUGGAUGUCACGUGGUUUUAAAAUGUUUCAAUUAUGUCCUUAAAACAAGAGUUACUGUUAUGGGUCAUUCUAUGGAAAUGUCAAUUUUUCUGUCCCUAGCCUUUACAAAAAUAUUACACUUGAAAAACACUUUAGGUUUAUAUGUUAUGUUAUUUGAACAAUGACACUAUCUACACUAUUAGCUAUCAAUUUGGCAUUAUUUGUUUUUCAAUGAAAUAUUUUGAAUUCCAAGCACCACAAAACCGCUCAUCCCCACAGCCAUGUACAGAGGGAAAGUGCUUUAUUUUGAGUUCAAAAACAAGCUUUUCUACCAUUUAAAAUGCAAUAAUGUAUUCAUAACUAUCAAAUAUAUGAUGUAAAUUGCAUAAAAAAACAAAAUGCAGAAUAAAUAUUAUAUCAUGUAUAAUAUACAAUGAAAGUAGUGGUCCCCUGGAGUGUCAUUGGUGUUACUGUUAACAAAAAUGGUUUAUUUUGAAAUAAAAAUCACACUAUUUUCUGAAGAUGUAUGAAAAGGGCUCAUGUUAAGUCCACUGUCUCUUUUCCGUUAUCAGAAAUUUGCUCAUUUAUCUCAUGAUUUCAUAUGAAGGUUUUAGUUGAAGUCACUGGUGUGACCUACUUUAUUGUUAGAGAAUUGUAAAAAGCUACAAUACAAAUGGAUUAAACUACUUAAUUUAGUGAGUUUACCAUGAUUGACAACAUGUGGUUUGAUACCUUGCAGCAGCCUUUUUGUAAAAUUAUUUUUGCAUGAAAAUUGUCACUGGUGUUACCUUCCUUAUAGGAAAAUAAAUGCACAAAAAGAUAAAUCA